This is a messenger RNA of Pistacia vera, 1436 nucleotides long. RefSeq names its product 28 kDa ribonucleoprotein, chloroplastic. The transcript has 3 exons. NCBI's taxonomy places the organism in Eukaryota, Viridiplantae, Streptophyta, Magnoliopsida, Sapindales, Anacardiaceae. Gene Ontology annotation, cellular component: cytosol. The coding region runs from base 194 to 1210 and encodes 338 amino acids. The record is from RefSeq and is a predicted model, not a curated record. Gene Ontology annotation, molecular function: mRNA binding.
GAAAGGUAAAGUGGAGGAGAUGAAGUGUGAUCCACAGUGAACUCACCACCUUAUCCACAUUCUUAUUGGUUACAAUUUUCCCACAUCACAAUUCCCAUCUUCUAAUUUUCCUUCACUGAUCUUCUCUGACAUCUGAUUUUUUAACCAACUUUCAACUCCACCAACCACCACCACCACCACCACCACCACCACCAUGGCUGCCGCCGCCGCUGCCGCCAUAAGCUCCUCUUUCUCCUCAUCCAUGCACAUGCACACUACUCUCAAGUGCAUGCGUUCUGAUCACCUUAAACUUUCUCCACCACCUCGCAUUUUACCCUCCAUUUCACUUUCUUCCCACGCCAUUGACCACGUCACCAUAGGAGCUUUACCCCACAAGUGGCCGCGUGCCCUCAAGAUAUCUGCUGCUGUGGCUGAAGAGGAGGCUGCCGCUGCAACUGCCACUGAAGAACCAGGGCUCGUGGAAGAGGAAGAAGAAGUUACGGAAGUAGAAGGAGAUGGAGAGGCUGAGGUUCAGACCGAGACUGAGAAUCUGACCGAGACUCAGAGUACUGUGACUCCUAUUAACACUAAGCUUUAUUUUGGGAACUUGCCUUAUAAUGUUGACAGUGCUCAGCUGGCUGCGAUAAUACAAGAUUACGGAAGUCCAGAGCUUGUUGAGGUGCUAUACAAUAGAGAAACUGGAAGAAGCAGAGGGUUUGCAUUUGUGACAAUGAGUACAAUUGAAGAUUGUAAUGCAGUCAUUGAAAACCUUGAUGGGAGAGAAUAUUUGGGUCGAAUCUUGAGGGUGAACUUUUCCGACAAACCAAGACCUAAAUCACCUUUAUAUGCAGAAACCGAUUACAAGCUUUUUGUUGGAAAUUUAUCCUGGUCAGUAACAACUGAAAGUUUGAUCCAAGCUUUUCAAGGAUAUGGAAAUGUGGUCGGAGCAAGAGUUCUGUAUGAUGGAGAGACGGGAAGGUCCCGUGGCUAUGGCUUCGUAUGCUAUGCAACAAAAGAAGAGAUGGAUACUGCCCUGGAAUCUCUUGAUGGAGUGGUAUUUAAUUUUCUGAUUCCCCUCCCUCAACUCUGUCUGGUUUGUGUACAUUCAUUGAUUGAUACAUUUCAGAUUCAAUUACAAGAACAUCACUCAUUUAUCACUUGUUCUUUUGGCCCUCAGGAAUUACAAGGGCGAGCCAUGCGAGUAAGCUUGGCUGAAGGAAGACGGUCGUAAGAUCAUCAAAAUUUGAGUUUAUAAAGGUUUGAUGAUGAUCAUCAGUCAGGUUCACAAAUUAGAAGGAUACAUUAUUUGCAUAUUGCAAAUGCAGUCACUAGAGGGACCUGAAAUUCCCUUUAAUUUCAUGUUCUCUCAACCCAUUUUCCACUUGUGUAUUUUACUAAGUGGAACUUGUGAAAAUUUCAUGGUUAUCUCUACUAAUUAAAGUAAUAUAUGGUAUGAA